This is a messenger RNA of Marchantia polymorpha subsp. ruderalis, 3513 nucleotides long. The record is from the annotation of a GenBank genome assembly. NCBI's taxonomy places the organism in Eukaryota, Viridiplantae, Streptophyta, Marchantiopsida, Marchantiales, Marchantiaceae.
CACAAGCAGAAUAAGACUUCCUCCCUCAAUUCUAGCUUGUUUUGAAAACUCUACCUAGUUUGACCAAUUUCCAUCAAUGCUAAACCCAAAGUAGCCACUGUAUUCCAGAACCAGUUAAACCCUAAAUCAGGCACACUGAAGACAGAGCAUACCAGCUAAUCUGUGUGGGUUGGCGCGGCACUGACUCGGAAUUCGAGUCUCCGGUCGCCAGAAGUUUUUGAAUUAUCAUGUGAGGAUGAUUUCUCGGCACCCAUCGCGAUCUGCAUCCGGGUCACUUUGAAAUUCAAAGACCAAAAAUCAGCAUCAAUGAGAAGUUUGGCUCCCGAUUCCUUCACUUUAUGCUGCAAGCAGCAAAACCUCAGCGGAAGCUGCGCAAGAGCGGUUCAUGAUUUCUCUUCAAUUUCAUGAGUUGACGUCCGGGUUAAUUGGCCGGUGGUGCGUGUGGGGUGUCUGGCUCGAUUAGCUCUUAGAAAGCUGGACUGCUGUUUGCUUUCGUUAAGGGCUUUCUCUCCGUGCGCGCUUGUUCAAAUUCUGAAAACCGUUUCUCCGAGCAGCUCUGUGUCUUCAUCAUAUCACAUUCCAGAGAUUGAAUUUUAGCGAAUGAAUGAUCUCCGCAAAUUCUAGACAGAUUCUGGGCUUGUGAGUCUAUCGUUUUAGACGCCGAGGAGUUUCUCGAAACGGAAGUGGAAAAAGCUUCCUGAUUUCGGACAGUAGUGCAUCGUGGCUGCUUCAACCAUAGGUUAUGGCGACAUUUGUGCGUGUUGUUCAGAGUUGAACUUGGACACCCUCCACCGUUCGCACGAAAUAGUAAUGAAGAUAGAUUUGGGAGAGACGGAGUAAUGGUCAGGGGGUUAUCCCGGCAGGCAAUGAUGGGCGCGAGGUCAUGGUCAGUAGGUCAGUUGCCUACGAUCUUCACAGGAAGCAGGAGUUGUACGAGGUCGAAAUGUUCCGAGAACAUGACCAGCCCCGAUUUGAUGUCGGGCGUACGACCACAAGGAACUUUAGCUUACGAACAAGGAGUCCAAGCUGUGGCAGAGAGGUCUCAGAGACAUGAGAGGCCAAUUACAAGGAUAUCGUGCGAUGCAUCCUUGAUUGGCGAUUCAGUUUUCAAUCGAUCCGGUCCAACUGCUGGUCUAGCUGCGCAAUCUUGGACAGCAACAGACCUUGCGAAAGGGUUGCUGGAUGUGCAAGGAUGGAAGGUUCUGAGGAAUGAGACUGGAGAACAAGUUGGGAUUGUGGAUGAAAUUAUACACAUCGGACCAUCAGGCAGUGAUGAGAUAUUCGAAUCUGUUCUGAAGCUGGUUCAAGUUUCUCCACCUGAAGCCAAACCUCGGUACUUGUCAAACGAAGCGGAUGACAGUGAUGACGUGGAAGGUCUGGAGUUUUUAGUACCUCUUGUUGAAGACAUCGUGAAGGGCGUGGAUAUCAAUUUGAAGUGUCUCUUCAUCACUCCUCCAGCGGGACUUUUGGAGCUUGCACGGAUCCCUGAAAUACUGAAAAGAUUGAAGCCCCAACUUUUGGAUUUCUGCCAGCACCAAAACGCUGGGAUCUUGAGCUGCCUCGACAGUGUAGAAGCUCAACAAAGCACGAGGUUUUCUGAAGAUGCCAAGCAAUUAGUAGCAUGGAGCAGGAGCAUUCAGCCACAUAAUCGAGACGUCUUCAUGCCGACUAGGAGACAGCUUCUAUCGGCGGGAAGACAAGACCUAGUGGAGGAAAUAAUGGCUGCUGGAGGCUUCUUAUCUGUUGCUCAGGCUUUGGGACUUCGAUCACGACGACGGCCUGUUGGAUUCUGGGAGGACUUGAGGAAUUUGGAUGCCGAAAUUGAAUGGUUUGUAUCAGGAUGCUGGGUCAUCCAACAAUCACCAGAAACUGGGGAGGAUAUAUAUUACAACCACGCAACAAGUCAGUACUCUAGCAAAGAACCCUCUCCCGGGAACGUCUCAGACCCAGUGCCCGUAAGUGAGGACGAAUUUGAUGUUGGUACAGCUGUCAUGCCUCGACAACAGCAAGUACUCGAAGCGGGACGAUAUGAUUUGCACCAUGCGAUUCUUCUGCAUGGAGGCUAUAAGUUGGUUGCUCAAGAACUUGGACGGCAACCAGUGACACGAGAUACCACAACGAAACUUGUCUCUAAACUGAGAAGUUUUAUGGAAGAGAACUCACUUUCAAGAUUUCCUUCAUUCGACGAGUUACGUGCUUUUGCCCGCUAUGAUCUCGUGUACUCUUUAAGAAAGCAUGGGGGCAUCAAUUCUGUGGCUCAAAUGAUGGAAAUUCGACCAAAAAGAUAUGGGAAGGGCCAGUGGUACAGCUUGGAUUGUGCGGCAGCUGCGCUUAGAUCUUACAUAUGUGACAAACUAAUUUCGACAAGAGGCCUCUCUGGAAGUUCCAUGGACCGCUUUGAUCUUGAAGACAUGGUCUGGAAUGAUGCUGCCGAAGCUCGUACCUUGGAAAUUCCUACACAGGCAAGCGUUUUGAAGGAUGGAAGGAGUGAUCUCCGUUACUUAUUGCAGAAAUUCGGAAGAAAGCAUCUGGCGGAGUAUCUUGAUAUUAACUACGUUGAUAGCCGGAGGAGAAGAGGAAAGAAGCUUGAUGCGCGAGCACCUAAACACUUUGUACCAUUCUAAGUAUCAUAGCUUUCGCCGACAUCAAUGCGUUUGUAGCUAGCAGAGGAGCCUGCUCGUACACCUUCAUGUCCAGAACGAAAGAUUACUACAUGCAGAUAUAACCUUCGAUCAGGUAGUGGCGCACCAGGUCCAGAUUUCCCCGUUGCUUAACCAACCUGAUGAAAAGCUUGUUUGGUCUCAUAAAUGUCUUAUCACUUUGCGAAAGCUGAAGCAAGAGUUGACGCUCGUCGAUUGGCAAAUCCAGCGCUUUCAUCCUAUAACUAGAAUGUCGUCUGUUAAAGAUUCCACUUUUCUCAGAAUUGUGGUUACAUCAUUGAGUCUCACAACACGUGCUGUCUUUGACCUAGAAUAAUUCAAAGUUUGAGGAAAAACUUUUUCUUUCGAAAAACUUUUUUUUCUUGGCAGAUGAGACGGCGAGAAAAGUACGCAUCACUGAAGCGCAGGUUGUCAUGGAAUAUUUUUUAGGUUUAUUCCAGGAGUGGCUCAUCUACUAAAUUAGGCGUCAUGCCUCACGACAAGUUCUUCAGCACUUCCUUCACAAAACAGAUAAAUUAAUUCCAAGAGAGCUUUCCACACAAUAACCCGCAGAUCGUUCAAGGUGUUUCAUCCACCAGUUCAGAGCUUCGCGAGCCGAAUUUUGGCGGGUUUUAAAGUUAUCACCACUUCCACUGUUACUCAAUAUCAGAUAGAAUUUUCUUACCAUUAGAUGCUUCCACUCUACGUAUCAUAAUUCUUUGGUAUGCGACAAGCUUUUGGUAUCCUUACCUGCUUUUAGCUUCGCAGUAGUGUUUAUAAACGAUAUAACAUUUUCUUGGAGAUGAAACUAGCAUACUAAACAAUGGACAUGAUCGAUGAGUUUCUAAGUCAAAUCAAACUUGAACUUGCACCU